Gastrolobium bilobum is the source of this 3117-nucleotide messenger RNA. Its product is annotated as serine/threonine-protein kinase D6PKL1-like. The transcript has 3 exons. Gene Ontology annotation, molecular function: ATP binding; protein serine/threonine kinase activity. Bases 501 to 3002 code for a protein of 833 amino acids. Gene Ontology annotation, biological process: protein phosphorylation. Lineage: Eukaryota; Viridiplantae; Streptophyta; Magnoliopsida; Fabales; Fabaceae. Gene Ontology annotation, cellular component: plasma membrane; nucleus; cytoplasm. The record is from RefSeq and is a predicted model, not a curated record.
GUUAUAGUAAUAGUAAUAGCACUGUUUUCUCUGUCUCUCAUCCUUCUCGUGAUUACCAUUUCAACCUUUUCUGUUUUUUCUCUUUCUUCAUUCACUUCCUUGACUAACUCUCUCUCUCUCUUCUUUCUUUGUUUCUCUCUUUCUCUUUCAAUCAAACUUUAAAGUUCGAAGUUCAAACUUCAAACCCUAGGCCUAGGCUUCUCAAUCUAUCAUGCUGCUCUCUAUGGUUGGUUUGCAUAUUUUGUGUUUUUGGGUCUUUGAAUUCUCCUUCUAAGUGGUGUUUCUGGGAUUUUUGUUUUGUUUCAGGUUUGGAUGCUUCAUUUUGUAAUCAAUAAAGAGGUUCAAGUCAACCAAUCAAUUGUGCUGAGAAUUAUGACUGAAGAAGAAUCUGGAGGAAUGCCUCUGAGGUUUUUGAUUUCUGUGCAAUUCACUUUGUGACUCAUCUUUAGAAUUGGGCUAAAGCUAAGUAGCCAGUUAGUUUGUCAACUCAUCAAAUACAUAUGUCAAAUAUGGAUACCUAUGCCAAUACAUGUGAGAUAGUGGAAUCAAGGGUGGAGAUAAUUUCUGAGAUUAGUUGUGCUCACAAAUCAGGAAAAAAAUAUUCGAUUGAGGAUGAUAUCAAUCAUCUUUUCCAGGCUAUUGACAUUAAAAGUUCAUGUAGAGGUCCUAGUACAUCACGUUCACAAAAGAGUGCUCUUAAAAGGCCAAUAAAAGUCAGUUCAUCUCAGGCAUCAGGAAUUGGCAUCUCGGAGCCUGUAAGUUUAAAGCAGGCACUUAGAGGGUUGUGCAUAUCUCAGGCAUCGGAAAUGGCUGCUUUGAAGAGACUGUCAAAGCCAUGCAGUUCAUCAAGAGUAUCGGAGGCUGGCACCAUCAAAAAGUUAUACACAGCUGUGGUAGAUGAGGGGAAAGGGAACUUGGUGGAAAUUUCCCUAGUGCCAGAGAUAUCUGCAGCUUCAGAUAAAUUGCCCGGUGUAGCUAUAUCUAGUUCAAGUGCUAAUCAUUCUAUUCCUUUGGUUGAUGCAACAAAACCAAAAGCAAUGACUACUAGGUUUGCAUCCCGGGAUCAGAUUGUUCCUCUUCCUCCAGAGGUUGAGGGUGACAAGCCAAUCAUAGGGACUGGAAAACCAAUACUUGCAAAUCUGUCACCAGUUACUUCUGCAAGUGAGGAAAUGCAAGAGGUCAGAAUGGAUCCUGCUUCCUCGAGCAAAUUUUCUCUUGGUUCUUCAAUGCCAGAUAAGGGGCAAGAAGCAAAUUUACAUUCUACAUCUUGUCCACCUAGCUCUAGCAUUGGUAAUGUAGUGGAUAAACCCACAAGCAGUAAUACAUGUUUGGCAAGGCCAAUAUUUAAUAACUUUAACUUCCUUAAGAAAAAAGUAAAGCAAGAUUUAUGUUCUGCCUCGAGCUGCUCUACUCCAUGUAUGAGAAAUGAUUUUGGGUCUAGUGCAAGUAAUUUGGACAAGGAGACUGGUAAUUCUGAUUUGAAGCAUGAAAUGAAAGAAAAUGAGAAACUGUCUCCCAGCAGUUCAAAGCACAGCAUUGAAGUUAACUCAAUUAAUGUUAGCAUGGAUUCAAGCAAAUCUGGUUUUAGUUUGAAUUGCAAUAAGAGAAGUAAGUUUCUUGUGACAAAAGUUGAUGAGAAAUCAAGAUCAAAGGAAAAGGGUGAGUUCUCCCAGAGCUCAAAAAGUAGCAUUGGUGAGUAUAGUAGUAGCACAAGCAUCAGCGAGGAGAGCAAUCUAAGUGGUUCCAGUCGCAGUGGCAACAGGCCUCACAUGUCAAAACACUUGAGAUGGGAAGCUAUUCGUGCUGUUCAACAGCAGAAUGGUAUUUUAAAUUUGAGGCACUUCAAGCUGCUGAGGAAGCUUGGUAGUGGGGACAUUGGAACUGUUUAUCUUGCAGAACUAAUUGGAACAAACUGCCUUUUUGCACUGAAAGUGAUGGACAAUGAAUUCUUGGCAAGCCGGAAGAAAAUGUUCAGGGCCCAAACUGAAAGAGAGAUCCUGCAGAUGUUGGAUCAUCCGUUUCUUCCUACGCUUUAUUCCCAUAUCGCAACAGAUAAACUCUCUUGUUUGGUGAUGGAGUAUUGUCCAGGUGGAGAUCUGCAUGUCCUGCGACAGAGGCAGCCAUAUAGGAGUUUCUCGGAACAAGCAGCUAGGUUUUAUGUUGCUGAGGUUCUUCUUGCCCUGGAGUAUUUACACAUGCUCGGAGUUGUAUAUCGAGAUCUUAAGCCAGAAAAUAUCCUAGUACGAGAAGAUGGCCACAUAAUGCUGACGGAUUUUGACUUGUCACUCAGAUGUUCUGUCAAUCCAAUGUUAGUCAAGUCAUCUUCACCGGACAUGGAUGCAACAAGGAAGAUGUCCAGUCCCUGUUCAGAGGCUAGCUGCAUACACCCUUUCUGUCUCCAACCGGAUUGGCAAGUCUCCUGCUUUACUCCCAUUCUAUUAUCUGCCGGAGCAAAAUCUCGAAAGAUGAAGGCUGACAUAGCUGCUCAAGUUGGUCCACUGCCACAGCUUGUAGUGGAGCCUACCAGUGCGCGGUCUAACUCCUUCGUUGGAACAUAUGAAUAUCUUGCUCCGGAGAUGAUCAAAGGUGAGGGUCAUGGGAGUGCUGUAGAUUGGUGGACUUUUGGUAUAUUUUUGUUUGAGCUUUUAUAUGGUAAGACUCCUUUCAAGGGCCCAGCAAAUGAGGACACAUUAGCCAAUGUUGUCUCACAGAGCCUUAAGUUCCCAGGUGCUCCGAUAGUUAGUUUUUAUGCAAGAGAUUUGAUCAGAGGAUUGUUGAUAAAGGAUCCCAAAAAUAGAUUAGGUUCUGUAAAAGGUGCUGCUGAAAUAAAGCAGCAUCCCUUCUUCGAAGGCCUCAACUGGGCUCUAAUACGGUGUGCAGCCCCGCCAGAGCUCCCCAAGUUUCGUGUGUUUGGAAGUAGUGCUCUUUCUAUGGUUGCACAGAAAGAGAAUGCAGCUGAUUUAGAAGAUACAGAAGAAUGCGAAGAGUUUGAGCUGUUUUAGUUUUCCAUUCUUCUUAUGUUGGGUAGAGAAUUGAAUUGAAGUUGACUCGGUUUCAAAACCCGUUCUUACCCAUGUAACACUUAAUAUAGCUUAUAGCAUAAAUGUAAUUCAAACA